Messenger RNA from Aspergillus ruber CBS 135680, 759 nucleotides. Its product is annotated as SDR family oxidoreductase. Lineage: Eukaryota; Fungi; Ascomycota; Eurotiomycetes; Eurotiales; Aspergillaceae. The record is from RefSeq and is a predicted model, not a curated record. The coding region runs from base 1 to 759 and encodes 252 amino acids. The transcript has 4 exons.
AUGGCCUCCUACUUGAUCACCGGAGCCUCGCGAGGCAUUGGCCUUGCCAUGGCCGACCUCCUUGCCUCCAAGCCCGUUUCGGAGGUGUCUACUAUCAUCGCCGCGUUCCGCACCGAGACCGAGGAGCUCAAGCAGUUGGUCUCCAAGCACUCUGGUCGGGUGCAGCAGGUCAAGAUCGAUGUGACCGACGAAUCCAGCACCAAGCAGGCCGCUGCUGAGGUGGAGAAGCAGCUCGACGGCAAGGGCCUCGAUGUGCUUGUGAACGGAGCCGGGAUUAUGAACUUCACUGCCAAUGGAAUUGAAACUAUGACGGACCUCGAAUCGACAUUUAAGACUAAUGUUACCAGCGCUCACCUGGUCACUGCUGCUUUCCUGCCGCUGCUCAAGAAGGGUAGCCUGAAGAAGGUUGCCAACAUCUCCACAACCCUGGGCUCCAUCGAGACGUCCUCCCACUACGCCCUGUUCCCCGUCCCAGCAUACAAGGUCUCCAAGGCCGCCCUGAACAUGUUGACUGUACAAUACGCCCAGUCCUUUGCCGAGCAAGGAUUUACUUUCCUGGCUAUCUCCCCCGGUUGGGUUCGAACCAACCUCGGUGGCGACGCGGCCGAUCUCUCGGUUGAGCAAAGCUCGACGGGCGUUCUGGAGAUUAUUGAUAACGCAACCAAGGCAGACAACGGGAAAUUCUACAACAUCAAAGUGCCCGGAUGGGAGAAUGCGGAGGGACUUAACCGUUACGAUGGUCUCCAGUAUCCUUGGUAG